This is a messenger RNA of Lampris incognitus (smalleye Pacific opah), 1548 nucleotides long. RefSeq names its product telomerase RNA component interacting RNase (gene trir). The transcript has 3 exons. Lineage: Eukaryota; Metazoa; Chordata; Actinopteri; Lampriformes; Lampridae. The record is from RefSeq and is a predicted model, not a curated record. Gene Ontology annotation, molecular function: 3'-5' exonuclease activity; 5'-3' exonuclease activity. The coding region runs from base 522 to 974 and encodes 150 amino acids.
CAAAGUGACAUGAAACAACUUGGGAGGAAAGAGUGUGAAAAUCUGCGAGAUAAACCACCGAGACGGCUUCUUCUCGCACAUUGCCGUGCGUCAAACCAAUAGUCCGUACGCGUUCCGGCGGAGAUCCGUUGUUUCGAUCGGCUACAGGGUAGAAAUUCCCAGUCAACCUGCUAAAUCGCCCCUUAGCCCAACAGCGUUAGCCAACUGCAGUAGGUUAGCGCCGUUAGCAGCUAAGGUAGCGUUAGCGCUUUUGUUUCCUUAACGAGGCGACGGAUCCCCCCCCCCCCUCCACUUAUUACAGAAUAAGCUGCCUUUUUUUGUUUUGCUUUUCUUUUUUUUGCCGGACUAUCUAAACCAGCUGUCGUCAAGCUUUUUAUGCUCGAGCACGGGUGGGGUCUAGCCUACCUUGCGAAGUGCGGGCGGCCCGGGGAACUAAAUAACAAACAGUCGAUCGGUCGGGAACGACUACGGCUAAGUGUUGCGGACUACAGGACCAUUUAUGCAAAGCAAGCAACGCAAGCAUGGAUCCGAAACGUGCACACGGCAAAGCCCAUCAAAGCGGCAGCGACUCCAGUAGCGAUAGCCCCAAGUCGCCUGCCAGUCCGGCACCCGGGGCGAGCAAAGUGGCGGGGGGCAACGCGUUCGCCAACGACGGGAGCUUCAUGGAAAUGUUCAAGAAGAAAAUGGAAGAGGAGAGCAGGAAAAAGGAAAAGCGAGCGAGUGGGGAUGCAGGAACCACAGAGCAAGGACAGUCCGCAGUGGAAAGGAAGCUCCCUCCCGUGACAAGCUUUGUGGGGAAGCGCAGAGGUGGCGUGUUCCUUAAGACCGGCAUGGUUGCAAAGAAACAGAAAAAGGAGUCAGAACAGACUGAGCCGGGCAAGAGUGAUGCUUGGUCGAAAUACAUGGCUGAGGUGAAAAAGUACAAAGCCCACCAGUGUGGCGACGACGACAAAACGAGGCCUCUAGUCAAGUAGCUGCUCUGGGGCGUCGUUUCAGCGGCGGUGCCGGGAAGCUGAACCCAACUGGAGAUGCUCUUGAAAGGCCCCGGCCAGUUUGAAAUCUCACAAGCUUAUAUUUGGCCAGAUGUUUUUGUAUUGUUUGUAAGGAUUUUUGGUUGUGUGCUAUUUGGAACUUUUGUGAUUGGAUAUGGUGUCAUAAAGGCUUUUUAGGAAAGUACUAGCAUAUAUUACUCAUCCUUGGUUUAAUAUUUUCGUAGCUGUAGCUGAUUUGAGGUUUUUUUUUUAUAUGGCCAAGUCAGUCAGCCAAAUCGAGAUUUUGAUUAAAACUACACUGCCCAAUAAACUGUGUUGUACUUGAGCUGUGUCAGCUUUACCACGAACCCCAAUACUGCAUCAAAACUGAUUUCUUCUGUUGUUUGGAGGAAACACUGGAACUUGCACUGUAUAUGUUCGUUCAUUCAUUCAUUCGCUUUCGAGUUGCAGGAAGAGCGACUUUGAGGCCUCCUCUCUGGCUUUCAAACCAGUAUUUUCAACCUGCAUGUUAUCACCUGACUUUGAACUGUUGAAUAAAGUCUUUUAAAGAAUUUGA